UCACCGGAAGUAUAGAGGUGGCGCUCAACUCGCUUUUCCUCUAUGGCGUUGGCGCUUUGUCGUGUGCUUUCUGCGCCUGCGCAAGGAAAAAAUUUUCCUGACGUAAAGAAAAGACAUCGCUUCGAAGAUCAGGCUGAUGGGAGUUGUAGUCCUAUAGCAGUGUCCGCCCCAAUGCCCUCUUGGGCCGAAGCGGUGCUGGGCCUGCUCUCCAACCUCCUGCUCUGUGCCGCCUGCCUGGGCUCGGCUGUGGGGACCUUCCAGAUCAACCGUGGUGCCUCCGCCGGCUUCCUUCUCCAGGCGCUGGUGCCGCUGCUGGACCUGGCUGCGCUGGUGCUGAGUGUGGACCCCUUGGAGCCCUCCUCGGUGGCCGCAGAGGGGUCCUGGGUGGCCGCGGUGCUGGGCCUUCCUCUGCUGGCCUUCGGCUUCCACUGGCUGCACGGCGACUCCUCGGCGGCCAACGCCAUCCUGGGCGGAGCGCUCCUUCUGGCCGCGGCCCGGGGACGCUUCUCCGAGGAAGGACAGGCCUUGGCUGGACACUCCGCCACCGCUGUCACCGCCAUCACCAUCCUCAUCAUUUCGGUCUUCACCGGGAACGCUUAUGGGAUGGCCGGCAGCCUGCUGGUUGGCCUCGCCGGGCUCUUGGAAGGAACUCUGUGGACGAUUUGGCAAAAGAAGGAUGCUCUUCGCAUCAUCAUGGCCGUCGCCAACCUGGCCUUGCGGAAGGCUCUCCAGACGCAGCAGCAGGAACUGGAGCAGGGCUACGGGGGCCUUUUUGCUUCUGCGUUGGACUGAGGACUGCGUCUCCUGCGUAUCCCAAAGGCCAUCUAGUCCAACCCCUUUCUGCCAUGCAGGAAAAGCACAACCCAAGCUCUCCAGACAGGUGGCCAACUAGCAUCACCUUAGCCUCCACCAUUUUUUUGUGGCGGCAAAGAAAGCCAAUGGGAUUUUGGCCUGCAUCAAUAGCAGUCUAAUGCCUACAUCCAUGGAAGUCAUUCUCCCCUCUAUUCUGCCUUGGUCAGAUCACACCUAGAAUAAUACUGUGUCCAAUUCUGGGCACCGCAGUUGAAGGGAGAUGUUGAAUCUAGGCUGGAAAGUGUCCAGAGGAUGGUGAUUCAAAGGAUCAAGGGUCUGGAGAAUAAGCCCUAUGAGGGGCGGCUUAAAGAAAUGGGCAUGUUAAUAAUAAUACUAACAACAACAACAACUUUAUACCCUGACUCCAUCUCCCCAAAGGGACUCGGGGUGGCUAACAUGGGUCCAAGCCCAGGUAAUAAUUAUAUAAUAAUAAUAAUAACUUUAUUUUUAUAUCCUGCUCCCAUCUCCCCCAGGGGGACUCGGGGCGGCUCACAUGGGGAACAAGCCCAGGCAAUAAUAAUAAUAAUAAUAAUAAUAAUAAUAAUAAUAAUAAUAAUAAUAAUAUUUUUAUAUCCUGCUCCCAUCUCCCCCAGGGGGACUCAGGGCGGCUCACAUGGGGAACAAGCCCAGGCAAUAAUAAUAAUAAUAAUAAUAAUAAUAAUAAUAAUAAUAAUAAUAAUAAUUGUAUAUCCUGCUCCCAUCUCCCCCAGGGGGACUCGGAGCAGCUCACAUGGGGAACAAACCCAGUAUCACAUACAAUAAACAGUCAUAAAUUAAAACCAAUAUAAACAAUAAAACCAUAUAAACAGCAUAAAACAACAUAUCAGGACAUAUGAGUGCAAGAUAUAUAGAGGCAAAAAUUAUACAGACUCCAGGUAAGGUUCAGAAUAAAAUAUAGGGCGAUCAGGAAGACAAGAAGUCUUAUUUAAAGAUAAACUCAAUAAGGAAGGAACAUCAAUAAAAUCACAAUACAACAAGAUCAAAUACAUACAUAACACAAAACAAAAUAAAACACAUUUAUCUGCAAUAACAUAAUCAAAUAAUAAAAUGAUAGGAAUGACAUAAAGGAACAUAAUUUUAAAAACAGAACAAGGAUUAGAUGAGUGCCAAAAGUGCAAGAGGUGUAAGUUGUAAACCUGAAGGGCAAGGUAGAUGGGUAAAGAGCUGCAUUUCAUAGGAGACUUGGAGGUGAGAUGAAGAAUGAAAUUAUUUCCAACAAAUGGAGCAGAAUAAGGGAGCGUCAGUCAUCAUGAUUGACACUGAGGAGGACCUGUCAUGCGGAUGAAUUGCUCAAUAUUCGAAGGCACACUGAAAAAGCCAAGUUUUUGAAUUUCUGCUGCCCUGGAGACUAGGACACAAUGGAACAAUGGGUUCAAACGACAAGAAAGAAAGGAGAUUCCACCUGAACAUUAGGAAGAACUUCCUCACUGUGAGAGAUAGCUGUUCAGCAGUGGAACUCUCUGCCGCAGAGUGUGGUGGAGGCUCUUUCUUUGGAGGCUUUGAAGCAGAGGCUGGAUGGCCAUCUGUCAGGGGUGCUUUGAAUGAGAUUUUCCUGCUUCUUGGCAGAAUGGGGUUGGACUGGAUGGCCUGUGAGGUCUCUUCCAACUCUAGGAUUCUACGACCAAACUCCUAGGCAGCAACGUAUUCCACUGCCCAACAAUAAUAGCAUUUGGAAGUUCCUUCUAAUUCAGGUGUGGACAAACAUGGGAUUCUGUGAGUAAGAGUCUGCAAGGAUAGCUGUUCCCAUGCAUCUAAACCAGGCAUGGGCAAACUUCAGCCCUCCAGGUGUGUGGGACUUUCAUUUCUGCAAUUCCUAACAGCAUAUUAUUUGUAUAUUUUAUUUUUUUUGUUAUUAAACUAUUGUAGCGUA
Molecule: messenger RNA, 2722 nt
Organism: Anolis carolinensis (green anole)
Lineage: Eukaryota; Metazoa; Chordata; Lepidosauria; Squamata; Anolidae
Gene: tmem276
Product: transmembrane protein 276
Exons: 3
Coding region: 43-792 (249 amino acids)
Source: RefSeq, a predicted model, not a curated record